Colossoma macropomum (tambaqui) is the source of this 1026-nucleotide messenger RNA. RefSeq names its product SLAM family member 6-like. Lineage: Eukaryota; Metazoa; Chordata; Actinopteri; Characiformes; Serrasalmidae. The transcript is spliced from 7 exons. Bases 96 to 1001 code for a protein of 301 amino acids. The record is from RefSeq and is a predicted model, not a curated record.
AUUUUUCUUCACUUAUUUCCUACUUUUUUAUGUCUUGCUCAUUAUGGAGGUUUUAACCUCUGCUUACUUCCUUGGUUUAGAAACUUCCUCACACGAUGGCCGUGGCAGUACAGCUGAUUUCUGUUCUCUUCAGUUUGGUCUCGAUCACAGAGUCCAGUGAUGUGUUUGGAUUGGUUGGCCAUUCUGUUCAACUAGACACACAACGUCCUGUACCAGUGUUUGAUGACUUAUCCUGGGUCUUUAACGGAGCUAAAAAUGUUUUAAAAUAUUAUAAUGAAACUAAAAAAUGUAAACAGCAUUCUGCUUAUGGAGGCAGAGUGGAGUUCAAUACUGAAACCUACAGUCUGACACUGAAGAACUUACAGAGGACUGAUAGUGGACUGUAUGAAGCAAAAGCAGCUGGAAUACAGAAUACAGUUGUUGUUAAGUACAGACUCUCUGUGUUAGAUCCAGCGGAGGCCCCAGUUUUGGCUUCUGCCUUUCACCAGCUCAGCAACAACCUCUGCAACAUCUCUCUCACCUGUAGAGGUCAUGACCUCUGUCUCAACUCCAGCUGCUAUAAUGAAACCUGUGAGGAAAAGGAAGUGAUGUCACCUGGAGGCAUCACCCUUUCCCUGUCUGUCAAUGGCAGCAGCAUUAUCUGUAACCAUAGCAACCCAGUCAGCUGGAAGGAGGCUGUUUUGGAGAUGGGAGAACUUAAACAACUCUGUGCUGAUAAAGGAGAACACAGUACACAGGAAGAUAACCUACUCUUACAAUUGCUAUUGCUGGCUGUGGGUAUCAUAGGGGUCAUCAUUCUUCUAGUUAUCUUAAUCCUUUCAUAUCUUUACCAGAGGAAAUCAACAGGUCCCACACAGUGUGAGAACACAGUCUAUGCAGAAGUUGAGAGGAACUGUGCAGCAACACCACCUACUGCGCUGGAUUCUACUGUGUACUGUGCUGUACAGAAGAAACCACAACCUACAACAGCGGUCGAUCUCAGCAGAGCCCUGCAUUUCUAGCAUCUAUGAAUCCGUUCCAGAUCAG